GUCGCCGAGUGUUUGAAAGCUGUUCGCAGGGUGACAACGGUGGCCUCGGCGCGCUAUGGAGCCGAGGCUAGUGAAGCCGCCCGGGCAGGAUUUGGUAGUGGAACGUCUCAAAAGCCGCUACGGACUAGGGGGUAGCCGCUUCGCCGAGUAUGAUUUUUCAAAUUUUGAUCAGGCUAAAUGGAAGAGAAGAUUGCUAACCUCCCCAGAUGAUUUGGGUAUCUUCUCAUCUGGAGAUAAAGUGGGUUCAUCAUUAAGAUGUUAUUCUGAUGAAAGAAAGCAUUGCACAACACCGCUUUGUAGUUCAUUCAAACACUUAAAUGUGAAUUGCCUAGAUGAUGAACUGGAUUCUUUUCAAGAUUUGAAGCAACGAGAAAAAAAAGAAGAGUUAAUUGAGAAUGAUCAUAGAAUUAGUACCUCCAAAAUAACCAAACAGUCUUUUAAAGACAUAGGAAAAGCACAACAGGAGUUUGCUGAAGAACUUCAAAAGCGGGAAUGUUUUUUAGUUGAAAGAGAACAACUACUUUUCAGACAUGAAACUGCUUUGAGUAAAAUUAAAGGUGUCGAAGAAGAGGUUCUUACAAGAUUUCAGAUUAUAAAGGAGCAACACGAUGCAGAAGUUGAGCAUUUAACUGAAGUUCUUAAGGAAAGAAAUAAAGAAAGCAAGAGGCUAAGGUCCUCUUUCGAUGCAUUGAAAGAAUUGAAUGAUAACUUAAAAAAGCAGUUAAAUGAAGUAAGUGAAGAAAACAAGAAGAUGGAGAUUCAGGCUAAGAGAGUUCAAGCUCGUUUAGAUAAUUUACAGAGGAAGUAUGAGUUUAUGACAAUACAGAGAUUGAAAGGAAAUUCGCAUGCUGCUAAUGAAAUGAAAAGUUUAAAACAAGAUAAAGUACCAGUCUCAAAAACUCACAAGUGGGUGGCUAGUGAUAUUUCACUGUGGGCUGUUAAUAAUUUUGAUAAAUCCUCUAGUUCUUUUCAUGAAGUGGGAAUACAGCAUCAUUUAAAGAUAGCUGUGGAGGAAUCUCAGUUACAAAAUCAGGAGCCACCAUUGGGCAGUGUGACUCUGAAGCUUUUGCCUGUGAUGACAGAGCAGCUGCAGUGGAUGCCAUUUGUGAAUACAAAACUUCAUGAGCCUUUUGUAAAAUUUAUAUAUUGGUCUCUAAGACAGCUAGAUGCCGGAACACAGCAUUCAACCAUGACAUCAACAUUGAGGAGAUUGGGUGAAGACAUAUUCAAAGGAGUAGUAACGAAGGGAAUUCAAGAUAAUUCUUUAGAACAUUCAGUGGAGAAUAAACCAAAGACAGCUGCUUUCUUUAAGAGCUCCAAUUUACCAUUGAGAUUUUUAUCAACUUUAAUUGUUCUCAAAACAGUCACUCAAGCUGACUACCUGGCUCAGGCAUUUGAUUCUCUCUGUUUGGACUUGAAGACAGAUGAAGGAAAAGUCUUGUUUUUGGAGUAUCAAGCUGUUCCAGUAAUACUAAAUCAUCUCCGAAUAUCCAGUAAAGGACUCCUCUCUAAUGUCAUUGAUAGUUUGCUUCAGAUGACAGUGGAAUCUAAGUGUGCAACUAAGUUAAUGUACUUGUUCUCUUACAGGAGUAAUAAGAAGCUCUUUGAACUUUUUACUAUUCAUCUGAUGCUUCAAGAAUUACAAAGGACAACACAUCCAGAGCAGGCCUUUCUCUGUAUUAACCUAAAUUCAACUCUGUUCAAUUUGGGUUUGACAAAACGCAACUCCUUGGCCUCCAAUGCAAGCCAUUAGACUGGCUUAUUAUUAUUUCAUAAUAAUAAUGUGUGUUGCUUAUUUGUAAGAUUGUAAAAAUUACCAAAG
Leptonychotes weddellii (Weddell seal) is the source of this 1822-nucleotide messenger RNA. The record is from RefSeq and is a predicted model, not a curated record. Lineage: Eukaryota; Metazoa; Chordata; Mammalia; Carnivora; Phocidae.